AUGUCAGGUGUUAUGCAGCGAUAUGGGACAGGGGUGGCGGCUCGCAGAGCGGGACAGGCGCUCCGUCGAGUUGAAGCUGUUGUACCGCUGUGGCGGUGCUGUCCUUUCCGCUGCGCCUCUUCAGCAUCGCUGCCGACCGACGUGGAGGUGCACCAAGGCUCCGACGACUACGGCCACAGAGACGAUGCCUUCACUCUGUCGACAGAGGUGCGCGGCGCAGAGGAGGAAAAAGAUACCCUAGAUGCGGAUGAGUUUGACGAGCUGGAGGCUGCGUCACAGGAACUGCAUGACUUGUGCUAUGCCUUGAUUGCUCAUCUUCGCUGCACAGACCCGGAGGCCAACAAGGCACUGUUUGAGCGUCGCGUGAAGCGAGCCUUUCGCGAGCCGAAGCCUGAGCAGUACCGUCGCCUUCUGCACGGCCACGGGGACCGCAGUCUGCGCCGCCGCAACAAUUACCGCACUCGCACGGACUUCCAGGAGGCCCACCGGCUUUACCUGCAAUGGUGUGACAAGUUGUUGCUGCUACUCACCCAGCCUGUGCUGGAUCGCCUCGUCAAGAGCGCCGGCAAGGGUUACCGCGACUUGCGAACAGACGGUGUUCACCGGUACCGCCGGCCCCUGGAACGCGCCACCUGGCGGUCGUUUCCUCAUCGCUGGUUCAAGCACGCACCGUUCGAGGUGCAGCAGCUUCGCGCAGACAUUCCGGAGUCGGCGGUGCUGAAUACGCGCUUCUACCGUGACCACGCAACACUUCGCUAUCUGUUCACUCUCAUGGAGCCGCAGCAUGCUUUUCGGGAGAAAAUUGAGCAUCGCAUGAUGGAGUUGACGCAGAGGUACGACCCGUUGCGGAAGUCGAUAGAGUAA
This is a messenger RNA of Leishmania mexicana MHOM/GT/2001/U1103, 864 nucleotides long. RefSeq lists its product as hypothetical. The coding region runs from base 1 to 864 and encodes 287 amino acids. The transcript has a single exon. Lineage: Eukaryota; Euglenozoa; Kinetoplastea; Trypanosomatida; Trypanosomatidae. The record is from RefSeq and is a predicted model, not a curated record.